Neurospora tetrasperma FGSC 2508 is the source of this 2661-nucleotide messenger RNA. RefSeq lists its product as uncharacterized. The coding region runs from base 1 to 2331 and encodes 776 amino acids. The record is from RefSeq and is a predicted model, not a curated record. The transcript has 2 exons. NCBI's taxonomy places the organism in Eukaryota, Fungi, Ascomycota, Sordariomycetes, Sordariales, Sordariaceae.
AUGGGCGGACCAGCGCAUCACGAACCCUUCCAGGCCCUCGGCCCCAUCUCCUGGCCUACCGACCUCGCCGGCAGACCCGACUCGGACCUACAAGCCCUCAUGACCUCCACGUUCACCAAUGCCCAAACCCUCGUCGACUCGAUCCCGAUACCACCCAGCGUCGCUGCCGCCACGGCGAAAGCCGCCGGUGCCGCUCAAGGCCGCCCCCGCUCAGCAACCAGCUCGGCCAUAACUGGUCGCCACCAGCCUGACAAUUCCGGCUUCCUCCCAAUAAAGCUCUCAGCGGAAGCAGCCGAAACAGCCACCAAGCUCCGCAAAGAAUGGAAAGAGUGCAAAGUUUCCAAUACCAAAGAGAACCCGCUCGGCAUCAACGUGUACAAGCUCUCUGCGAAAGACGGAAAGGGCGCCUGGUUCGCGCGGAGGAGCGUCCAUAAAGAUGUGGCCUUUGACAAGUGGCGGGCAGGGCUGGAGAGGGAGUUCGCUGAAAGUAUAAAGCGGUAUCAGGAGAAUGGGACGGAGCCGGGCACGGGAAAUAUUAGAGGUAUUGGUGGAGAGAAGAGGCUUGAGCGUGUGAGUGUGUUCCUGGUGAGCGCGAGGUUUCCUGGGCCGACUACGCCUAGGGACUUUGUCACCUGUCUGAUGAUGCCUGGGCCUGGGGCUACUGGAAAUGCGUUGGAAAAGGGACCGCGACAGCCGAGACAGUUCAUGUUGGUGUCGAGACCAUGUGAACACCCCGAUGCCCCUGCUAGGUCGGAUUUCAUCAGGGGACAGUACGAAUCCGUCGAGGUUAUCAGGGAGAUUCCGCUGGAUAGGCCGUUGAGAAGGACGAAAUCUUCUUCGGAACUCAGUAGGGAGGAGUUUCACGAGAUGAAGGAUGCGCUGGAUCAGGCAGACGUGGAUGACCUCAAAAAGGAGGCUGUGCUGCGGUCUGCUAAGAAAGCGGCAAUGGCAGUGGCAGAUGGAGCUGAUGAUGGUGGCAGAUCCUCUUUAAAGGGAGACGAUGAUGACCAACACUUUGCUGUCGAGUGGCUCAUGGUGACACGCAGUGACCCCGGAGGCAGUGUGCCUAGGUUUAUGGUCGAAAGAGGAACUCCUGGCGGAAUAACUAACGACGCUGCCCGUUUACUAGAUUGGCUGUCAACCAAAAGUAUCGAAGAGCUUACCGAAAGUGAUGGCGAAGAGGUGCUGGAGCAAACAGCACAGGCUGUCCCGCAACCUGCUGCAGCUACGACGGCACCAGACGACAUUCAGCGCAAGGACGUUACCGUACAACAGAAAAGAGCUGCUGGUGUCGAUAAGGCCGACCAUGCCCAAUCUCCGUUACGAGAGACAGAGGCUGUCGAGGAAGAAGCCCCUGCUUCGCAGUCGAGUGGUCUCUACGGUAUGUUGACCGGUGCUCUCGGCGCAGCAGGCAAUGCCGUAGCCAACAAAGUGGCCAACUUCGCCGGCACUACCAACAACAACACCGACGAUGACACCGCUUCACUCGCCUCCUCCAUCUCUUCCUCUGACAUCGAAAGCGAUGUGUCCUCCAUCCGCAGCUUCGUCUCCGCCACGGAAGGAGAAGGCCACCCCAUCAACGCAUCCGGUCAGUCCCUCACCGUUAACGGCAAUGGCGACCUCUCCAACGAUCCCACUAGCGCGACGUCCAUCCGCUCCGAACUCUCCGCCACCGAAUCCGCCUCUUCUCUUCAGCCCACCGUUACCGGCGACAACGGCAGCAUUCAUCUCCCCGACCACUACUCCGCGCGGCGCGAAAAGCACGAAAGAGAAGUCCGCAAGCUCGAGGAGCGCCACCGCAAGGCCGAAGAGAAACUGCACCGUCUCCAAGCCAAACAAGCCGCCAAGCGGCGCGAACAGGAAGAGAAGGGACUCGCCGCCGCCGCGGCUGCCGCUGCCCUCGAUGAUGACACCGCCUCCAAGCACAACAAAAGCAGCAAGGCGGUGCACGAGGACGCCCGACUUGCCAAACUACGCGAGAAGCACGAGCGCGAGCUCGCGAAGCAGGAAGAGAAGUACCAGCGCGAGCUGACGCGGUUGGAGCAGCACCGGCUGCGGGAGGAGCGGAAAGCGAAGGAGAAGCUGAGGAAGGCGGCUGAAAAGGAGGAAAAAGCUAAUGUGCUGAGGGAGAUGGAGAAGGUUAAAGCGGAGAGGGAUCUGGCGUUGAGGCAGAUGGAGAUGUUGAGGGAGCAGGUGGGCGAGUUGCAGAGGCAGAAUACCAUGUUGGUGGCGAGGCUGGGGAAGUAUGAGGGGCCUGGGGCCACGGUUGGAAGUGAAGCAGCGGUUGGGGAAGUGGAGGUUGUUAAGAACGGCGGCGCUGUUGGGGCGUAGGAUGGAACACCUCGCUGGUCGAGGAGAGGAAGUAAUUCGGGAAGAGGUGGAAAGACAGGAAUGAUCAGGAUGGGGAUGACGAAGAGGAGGAUGACGGGUUGACGAGUUGACGAGUUGACGUUUGGUUUUAUGAAUAGAAUAGGAGAACACGAGGAGAGGAUACAUUUUUCUUGGUAGUCGUGAUGAUCAUUACCGGUUGCAAUUCUUGCCUCCUGAGUAUCAGUUUCUUUUCGCAAGACGUUCCUAUUUAGUGGAUGCGUUCGGGAGAUGUGGUUGCCAGGCGAUGCUGUCAGCGUUGGGUCAUGCAGAAAAUACACCAGAUCAUGAGCU